This is a messenger RNA of Tigriopus californicus, 2072 nucleotides long. Its product is annotated as transmembrane protein adipocyte-associated 1 homolog. Lineage: Eukaryota; Metazoa; Arthropoda; Copepoda; Harpacticoida; Harpacticidae. The record is from RefSeq and is a predicted model, not a curated record. The transcript has 2 exons. Bases 474 to 1673 code for a protein of 399 amino acids. Gene Ontology annotation, molecular function: G protein-coupled receptor activity. Gene Ontology annotation, biological process: G protein-coupled receptor signaling pathway. Gene Ontology annotation, cellular component: plasma membrane.
UCAAAAGACAAAUUGGCUCUCUAGAAACGCCAUUCUGACCAACGGAUCGGCUAUUUUUGAGGCCACAAUGGGAUUUGUACUAAUGCACUUUGUGCAUGCUUGCUUGCUUGCUUUGUGUUCUGUGGAGAAACCAAGACAUAUGCGAGCUCGCCGUGGUGGUCGUUACGCUUGCAGACAGCUACCUGAUUUCACGGAAGACCCUCAAGAGUGAUUUCCACAUUUUCCUGUGCUCCUCUGUUCACCCUCUCAGUGGAGGGUUCUUUAGAAACGCCCUUUUCAAUUGAGCGACAAGACUGACUGGCGUGGCCUUGAAGUCCACGACUGAAUAAAUCAACCUCAUCAAGUGGGUCUGUCGUCAAGUGCAACUUAUUCUAAUCACUCUGCAACUCUUCGUUCCUCCUGGCAGAACUUGAUAAGACGGCCAGUUCUGCUAUUUUUCUGUCCAAUUUGCCAAAUCAUCGCCAAUCGUCGUCAUGGACGUGGGAGAGGAGCUCUUGGAGGAGGUGAACCACGGUUUGGAUAGCUUGGUCCAGAGCAAUGAUUCGUCCCAGGUCACAGUGGAUCAUUCCUUUGAUUCCUUCCAAGAGGAUCCUUUCUUCAAUCCAUCGGCAACUCCCAUUGAUGAUUCGCAUUUUUGCAAGAAGAUCUUGUACUGCGCUUUAGGCGAAGUCUCAGGGGUCAGGCUUUGGGACCUAUUGAUCUUGGUUCCCAACGUUCUGUUCUUGAGCUUCUUACUUAUUCGAUUGCCAUAUGCUCGUCUCAAACUGAGAGCCACCAACACACCCAUCUUCACGGCCUUCUACGGGCUAGUACUGGUGUGUGCCGUCGUGUCUGUGGUUCGAUGCUUGGUCAGUAUGAGUCUGUCUGCCGCCACAUCCACCGGCGACACCACGGAUAAGGUACUGUGGAUUGUUCUGCGUUUCUCCUUACUGGCCACGGAGAUGUCCGUGUUGGUAUUUGGCUUGGGAUCCGGUCAUCUGGACUCUCAAAGAGGCAUCCGGAGAGUAGUGGUGGUGAGCUUCGUGAUCUCGUUCAUUUUUUCGUUCACUCAGACCGUACUGGAGUUGUGGCAUCCGGAUGCGAACUUCCACGUGGCCAAGACUCAAACGAAUCUCUUUGGCCAUGGGGGCAUGCUCUUUUGGCUUUUGAGCUCGGCUCUGUUCACGCUGACUUACAUGUUCGUGUUGCUGUUGCCCUUCUUACCGUGCCGUCGAUUCGUGACAUUGCCGCAGAAGCGUUCUUUCUACCAAUACGUGGGUUAUCUUCUCAUCUUGAAUGCGGCUCAGACGGCAGGCAGUCUGUUGGUGUACGUGGGUCAGUCCAAUGGUCUGUGUGUCGUCAAUUUGACUACGUUUUUCUACUUCACGACCUUGCCGCCCGUUAUCUACUUCACUUUCUUGCGAGCCUUCUUCAGCGUGGCUCAGCCGCAAGUCUUGUUCUCCUACAAGGCCCAGGUCGACGACUUCGAUGCCGACGAGAUGCACCCGAGCGCGUCCUUCAACGAUUUUCCACCCGAUCAAAUGGAUUCGUCCAUGGAAGUGAACGCACCCAUCGUGAUCAACAACGGCAGCCACUCGUUCUCGCGGGUGCCGCAAUCAGACCUUCGCAAUACUGGAAUCGCUAGUCCGGAUAGUGUGAUUAAUUACAACUUUACCGGAGGACAACAUGACUGACCCGCCCAUGCCCUAACGUUCCCAUUUCAUGUAACUUAUCUACUGCUGUCUGUCCCACGUGCCCCUUUGUUAAACGGUUCCAAUGUCAGAAGACUGCAUUACCCCAUUACAUGCUUGCCUUGUUUUUACGAAUUCUCAUUCUAACAUUUUUUUCCCGUUCGUUCAUAUACGAGUAACCCUAUGAUUUUGUUACCAUUCUCCCCUGAACACUCCCAUGGUCAGAAUCAGGAAGAAUUGUCAGCUAAUUCCAAGAAAUACCCGAUAUCAAACUCAACGUUCGCCUAUCGGGAACAGAAAACCCAGCCAUGAUGAAUACUGUACAAAGGAUUGUUACGGGGCAUUACCAAGAACCUCUCCUCAUGAUUGAAUAAACGUAACCUGUAUAUAUUUUAAAGGAAA